Magallana angulata is the source of this 3427-nucleotide messenger RNA. Its product is annotated as coiled-coil domain-containing protein 57-like. The record is from RefSeq and is a predicted model, not a curated record. NCBI's taxonomy places the organism in Eukaryota, Metazoa, Mollusca, Bivalvia, Ostreida, Ostreidae. The transcript is spliced from 22 exons. The coding region runs from base 133 to 3327 and encodes 1064 amino acids.
CAAAAGACAACAAUAACAAAUUUUAAAGUCUGACAGGUGGCUUGAAACUUUGAUAUGUUCAAAACUGAAUGCAUACACAAUUUUUGCAAAAUUUUGAUGAUUAGAAUGUGCUCAUGAUAAAAUAGAUACAUUAUGGAUGCACAAGGGAACUGGAAAGAAUUAGCAGCACAGAAAGAAAGGGAAUGGAAAGAAGUAACAGAAUUAAGGAUUCAAACAUUGGAAGCAGCACUGAGUGGAAAAGAAAAAGAUUUGCAAGAGGAGAAAGCUAAAUUUUCUAAACUGAAAGAAGACUUUAAGUACAAUCUUAAAGUUUUGGAGGAGCGAGAUCAAGAAUUGGAGAGAUACGAUGUUACUUUUUCAGAACUGAAGGCACAGUUAAAUGUGAAAACUGCCGAGAUCAGUGAAUUGAAAAUUCAGCUAGAUGAUGCUAAAUCCUCAACAAAGAGAGAAGUUUUGGCCCAAGAAGAUCUUCAAAAACAUUAUCAACAUAGAAUUAAAGAGAAACAAGCAGAAAUUGAUUCCUUUAAAUGCUCAAAAGAUUCAGAAAUUAAUCAAGAGAGGAAAGAAUUUGAGAUGUUUAAGAGAAACUUACAGCGACAGCUGAAGCAGGUUGAGGAUGACCUGGAUACACAAAAAAGAGAACUGACUAUAAAUUUUGAAGAUGCCCUGAAAAAAAGGGAGCAUGAAUUUAGACUGCAGAAAGAUGAAAUGAGUGCCAAAGUCCUUGAAUAUGAGUUAAAGGCAAAGCUUUUAGCCAAAGAGUUGGAAAUAAUGAGAACCAGCCAAACGAAGGAGAGUGAGCAGUAUAAUAUGGUGGAGAGCAGUCACAGGGACCUGGAGAAAAAGCUAAAGGAGAAGGAGUGGGAGCUGGCAGAUGUUACCUCCAUGAAGGAUGCAAGAAUUUCAGAAUUAGAGAUCCAAGCACAGCAACUUGAAACCAUGAUGAAUCGGAUGAAAGAAGACUUCCAAAGAAAGCAUGCAGAGUUAGACAAACUGGCACGUGAAAAAGAAACAGCUUUGACAAAGAUCAAGGAGGGAUACACAGAAAGAGAGCAGUCUUUGCAGAGCAAUAUCAGAGAACUACAGGGUAAACUUGAGGAAAGCCAGGUGGAGAUGCGGAAACUAGAGUGGAACAAAUCUGAUCUGGAAAAAGAAAAAGAUCUACAAAUUGAAAAAUUACAAGAGGAGCUAUACCAACAAAAGGAGAGAUGGGAGAAACAGAUUGUGGAUGUUUCUAGAAGUCAGGUCAGUAAAGAUGUGGAACUCCAGCGAUUGAGGGAGAAUGAAGAAAAACUAAAGUCAGAACUUCUACAAAGGAAACAGGAUAUUGAAAGAUACAAGAAGGACCUGUCUCUGGCUGUGGAGAGAGAGAGGUCCAUGGAGCGGAGCCGGACUCAGCUGGAGCUGGACUGGCAGAGGCGAUACGAGGAGAAGGAGUCCAAUCAGUACGAAAAGUCCGAGGACCUGAUCAAGAAACUCGUCAAAAGCAGGGAUGAGGCUCUAGCAACUGUCAAGGAGAGGGACCGAGACAUUCUACAGAGAGAAGCCUUGAUCAGAGCCUUACACAGGGAGAGGGAACAGGCCCUAGCCACACUAAAAAAACACGGCCUCCCUGUCAACAAGAAUAUCAAUGUUGAUAUAGACAAAGUAUGGAAGUUUGCAGAUCCAGAGGAAAUUCUUUCUCUAAAGGAGCAAAAUGAGAGUCUCAAGUCAGUAAUCAAAGAAAUGCGAACUCAGAUGGAAAUUCUAGGACAAGAGUUGCCUCCCCCUGAGAAAAAUGCAGAACCAUCCUCAACAGCUGGAGAGUAUGUGCAGAGUUUAGAAAAUGAGGCCAGGGCACUGCGAAAAAGAAAUCGUGAACUUGAGCAUGAUAUGGAUACGUACAGGAAGUACGGGAGAGCACCACCUGUCGCUCCAUCUAAUAAAGAACAGGAAGAGGAAGUUCAGGAAGAGGUUAAGGACAACUCGGCUGUUCGCUCUCAUAUACAGUCUCUUAAUGAUCAGAUUGGUGCACUGAGGUCAGAAAAAAUUGAAAUGACAGCUCAACUAAAGAAACAGCAGGCCAGAAUUCAGUACUUGGAGGGUAUGGUGGAAAAACUUAACAAAGAGCCAAGGCAGAAACAAGUUGAAAUUGACCAGUUGAAAUAUGAGUUGAAUGCCCAGAGGAGGAGGGACCAAUCAGAAAUUGGGGCUCUGAACCAGAGAGUGGGUGAAUUGGAAAUUCAACUGGUGGAAGCUCGUAAAGAAGCGGAUGAAUAUUACAAAGCUACACUAGAAAGAAACAUGGAGGUCACCUCUCUACAUCAACAGAUAUCAAGUUUGAAAGUAGAACUUGCAGAAAAAAGACCAGAACUCAAUUUUGGAGCACAGGAGUUAGUCAUACAGCAGUUACAGGAUGAAAUUCUGAACUUGAGAAAAGGAGCCACCAAUGCCCUAACAGCAGACAUUGCUGCCACAAACAACAGUUCUCCUGUACAAGAGCUGAAGAGUAAGCUGAAGCUAGCUGCUAAACACAUCGCUCAGCUAGCCAAAGAACGACAACAGCUGAUAGAGAUGGGAAACAAGCUACGGGCAGAGCUCAACAAAGCAGGGAUUAAACCGCCAGCAGCCUUACAAGAUAAACCAGAGCCUGUGUUCAGUGCAGAGAAAAUGAACAACACUGAGCUGUCUCAGCACCUAUCUCAGCAGUUCCUCAGCAAGCUCAACCAGCUAGAAAAACUGCAAUAUGAGCUCACAAAACAGCAAUUACAGUAUGCUCAGAAGUUUCCUGAGCCACAGAAUCUAAACACCAACAACUCUACUGGAUCUGACCAAGAAUACCGACCGCCCCCAAUCCUGAAGAGGACAUCCAAUAUUGGUACCAAUAGAGAUCAACCCUUUAACAGUGUAAGAGAAAGUCAGGACACCUUCAAUGACACUCGGAGAUCCAUCAGUCCUGUACGAUUCAGCAGAGAGGGGCCUUUAAUCAGAAGUCUGGAUGACAGGGAGCAGUUCUUUAGUUCAGAUCUAGACGACAGGGACCAGUUAUUAGUCACAAUGUCCUCAGCAGGAGGGGAAUCAUUGGAGGAAGUUUGGAGGAUGUUGGAUCGCCCCACACCAAGUCCAUUUACCACACCUAGAUACUCAGGGAAAACAGACAAAUCUAGGAAGAGCUCUUCGGAAGAAUCAUCCAAUGAAAUUAAAGUAAAAGGAAAGCAACCCACAAUGCAUCAGAGGAGUAAACCAGAAUCGAAAACCUCUUCCAUAAAAUCACCCAAAACAUCUCGCAAAGGACCUCAAAAAUCUAAAUUUCGAAACUACAACAAAAGAGAUGAUGACGAUGGGUAACCAGCUGUGAUAUUAUUUUUAUCAUUAGUUGUUAUUUUUAUUUACUCUGUUUAUUUUAGUACAAAAAUAUGAAAUAAAUAUACUUUUACUCAUUUAGAAA